CUUAACAGCCACUUAGAGCGUCCCGAAAUACUUUCCGUUCUUCCUCCAUUCGAGGGGAAGUCGGUCUUGGAGUUUGGAGCUGGCAUUGGUCGUUUCACUGGUGAAUUUGCUCAGAGGGCUAGCCAAGUUAUUGCUGUCGAUUUCAUUGAAAGUGUUAUCAAGAAGAAUGAAGACAUUAAUGGGCACCAUAAGAACGUCAAAUUUAUGUGUGCUGAUGUGACAUCCCCGGAUCUGAAGUUUUCGGACGAGUCGGUGGACCUAAUAUUCUCAAAUUGGCUACUGAUGUAUCUCUCUGAUAAAGAGGUGGAAGGUUUGGCAAGAAGGAUGCUACAGUGGUUGAAGGCUGGGGGGUAUAUUUUCUUUAGAGAGUCUUGCUUUCAUCAGUCUGGUGACAGCAAACGGAAAUACAACCCAACUCACUACCGUGAACCCAGAUUUUACACAAAGGUUUUCAAAGAAUGCCAUACGCAUGAUGAGGCUGGGAAUUCAUUUGAACUGUCUUUAGUUAGCUGUAAAUGCAUCGGAGCCUAUGUGAGAAACAAGAAGAAUCAGAACCAGAUUUGCUGGAUAUGGCAGAAAAUCAGUUCGGACAAUGAUCGUGGCUUCCAACGUUUCUUGGAUAACAUCCAGUACAAAUCUAGUGGCAUUCUACGCUAUGAGCGUGUCUUUGGAGAAGGUUUCGUGAGCACUGGGGGGAUCGAAACAACAAAGGAAUUUGUGGGGAAGCUGGACCUGAAGCCGGGGCAGAAAGUUCUAGAUGUCGGGUGCGGAAUUGGAGGAGGGGACUUCUACAUGGCUGAGAACUUUGACGUCGAUGUUGUGGGCAUUGAUCUCUCUGUCAACAUGAUAUCUUUUGCGCUUGAACGCGCCAUUGGGCUCAAAUGCUCCGUGGAAUUCGAAGUGGCUGAUUGCACAAAGAAGUCAUACUCGGAUAACACGUUCGAUGUUAUUUACAGCCGAGACACCAUUCUCCAUAUUCAAGACAAGCCGACAUUGUUUAAGACAUUCUACAAGUGGUUGAAGCCAGGAGGCAAAGUGCUUAUCUCUGAUUACUGCAGAAGUCCCAAAGCUCCAUCUCCGGAUUUUGCAGAGUACAUCAAGCAGCGAGGUUACGAUCUUCACGACAUACAAACAUACGGUCAGAUGCUCAAAGAUGCUGGUUUCAACGAGGUGAUUGCGGAGGACCGAACCAAUCAGUUCAUGCAAGUCCUGAAGCGGGAAUUGGACGCAGUCGAGAAGGAAAAGGAAGAGUUCAUCCAAGACUUCUCGAAAGAAGAGUACGAGGAGAUGGUGGGAGGGUGGAGGGCGAAGCUGCAGCGGAGCUCGAGGGGAGAGCAGAGGUGGGGUUUGUUCAUCGCCAAGAAAAUCUCCUAAGACACAGUGUGAGUGUUUCCUUCUCUCCUUCUUCUUGGAACUUUUUUUUUUGAAUGUUCAUGUUUUUUUUUGGUACUCUUUGUGUGUGAAGAAGCUAAGUAUUGGGCGGAACCUCGACUGGGAUUUUAGUUACCGUUGGUUUUGUUCAAUUUCCUCCGUCUUUUUUUUAUUGUUAACAGUCGAAGUUUUAUUACGUCAUGUGUUUGGUUUAUUA
Tarenaya hassleriana is the source of this 1588-nucleotide messenger RNA. Its product is annotated as phosphoethanolamine N-methyltransferase 3-like. Gene Ontology annotation, molecular function: phosphoethanolamine N-methyltransferase activity. The record is from RefSeq and is a predicted model, not a curated record. The transcript is spliced from 11 exons. Gene Ontology annotation, biological process: phosphatidylcholine biosynthetic process. NCBI's taxonomy places the organism in Eukaryota, Viridiplantae, Streptophyta, Magnoliopsida, Brassicales, Cleomaceae. The annotation marks the transcript as partial.